Molecule: messenger RNA, 5429 nt
Organism: Dromaius novaehollandiae (emu)
Lineage: Eukaryota; Metazoa; Chordata; Aves; Casuariiformes; Dromaiidae
Gene: MORC3
Product: MORC family CW-type zinc finger 3
Exons: 17
Coding region: 145-2946 (933 amino acids)
Cellular component (GO): nucleus; PML body
Molecular function (GO): zinc ion binding; ATP hydrolysis activity
Source: RefSeq, a predicted model, not a curated record
CGCGCCAAGGCCUGCCCGGGCCCUGCCUCCCUGCGGGGACGGUUGUGCCUCGCGCCGGAAGCGCGCGGGGAGGGGGCGAGACGGAAGUGUUGGCGGCGGGCGCUGCCCCGCUCUCCCGCCCUGGCUCUCGCUGCGGCACAAAAGAUGGCGGCGAAAACACAGGGCGGGAUCCGCCUCAGCGCGCUUUGUCCAAAGUUCUUGCACACCAACUCUACCAGUCACACCUGGCCUUUCAGUGCAGUUGCAGAACUUAUAGAUAAUGCGUAUGAUCCAGAUGUGAGCGCUAAACAGAUAUGGAUAGACAAAACAGUGAUAAAUGACAAUAUAUGCUUGACGUUCACCGAUAACGGCAAUGGUAUGAACUCAGAGAAGCUGCACAAAAUGCUAAGCUUUGGCUUCAGUGAGAAAUCUGUAAUGAAUGGCCGUGUUCCAGUGGGAUUGUAUGGAAAUGGCUUUAAAUCUGGGUCUAUGCGCCUUGGAAAAGAUGCAAUAGUCUUCACUAAGAAUGGAGAAACUAUGAGUGUGGGCCUGUUGUCUCAGACUUUCCUUGAAGUUACAAAGGCAGAACAUGUCAUGGUUCCUAUAGUGACAUUUAGCAACCAGCGACAGAUAAGUGAUCCAGCAGAAUCCAAAAACAGCCUGAAAGCCAUCUUAACGCAUUCUUUAUUUUCUACUGAAGAGAAAUUACUGGCAGAGCUAGAUGCUAUAAUGGGGAAAAAGGGAACAAGAAUUAUCAUCUGGAAUCUUAGAAGAGAUAAAAAUGAAAAAACAGAGUUUGACUUUGACAAGGAUAGAUAUGACAUCAGAAUUCCAGAAGACUUAGAUGAAACAGGAAAAAGAGGAUAUAAAAAACAAGAGAGAAUGGACCAGGUUGUUCCAGAAAGUGACUACUCAUUACGAGCUUACUGCAGUAUUUUGUAUCUGAAGCCAAGAAUGCAGAUUAUUUUACGAGGACAAAAAGUGAAAACGCAGCUGGUUUCCAAAAGCCUUGCAUUCAUUGAGCGCGAUAUAUAUAGGCCAAAAUUUUUGAAUGCUAAAACAGUAAGAAUUACUUUUGGAUUUAACUGCAGAAACAAAGACCACUAUGGAAUAAUGAUGUACCAUAAAAACAGACUCAUCAAAGCUUAUGAAAGAGUUGGCUGUCAGUUAAAGGCAAACAACAUGGGCGUUGGUGUAGUUGGGAUUAUUGAAUGCAACUUCCUAAAACCAACUCAUAACAAACAAGAUUUUGAUUAUACAAAUGAAUACAGACUUACAAUAGCAGCACUAGGAGAAAAGCUUAAUGAUUACUGGAAUGAAAUGAAAACAAAGAAAAAUGAAGAAUAUCCUUUAGCUUUGCCCGUUGAGGAGAUACAAAAACAACCUGAUCAGACGUGGGUGCAAUGUGAUGCAUGUCUGAAAUGGCGGAAGCUACCAGAUGGAAUAGAGCAUUUGCCAGAGAAGUGGUACUGCUCAUUGAACCCCGACCCACAAUUCCGGAGUUGUAAUGUGCCAGAAGAACCUGAAGAUGAUGACUUAAUACAUCCUACUUAUGAAAAAACUUAUAAAAAAAAAGACAGGGAAAAACUGAAGAGGCGACUGGAAUACAGCCAACAGCUCUGUAAUGAAAUGUUUUUAAAAACACCUGUUUCUUCAAGUAAAGACUUUAAAACAUUCUCAGCUGUGAGUGGAAAGGAAGCUGUUCCAAGAUCAGUUUUACCAGAAACAUCAAAUGCUUCUGUCAAAAGACCUCUACUUGUUUCAAAUAGAUCAGUAUCUUCACCUGAUUCUGAUAACAGUCUUAAACGGAAGACACAGAGUCGUUUGACAUCUGUGUCUUUAAAGACACCUCGGUUAAAUGACAAAACAUUCAGUAGCCACACUGAUGAUGAUGACGAUGAUGAUGAAGAUGUCAUCAUUUUAGAGGAGAGCAGUACUCCAAAGCCUUCAGCAGAUUCUGAUGUUCCUGUGGUAAAAGCUGAAUGUAUUAAUCUGGAUCAGGAAGGGAAGCAGAAAGAAAACUGCAGUGUCAGAGAACCUUGUAGUGCAACUGCUUCAGAAUCAAAAAGUGAACAGUUGACUUCAGCGACACAGACUGAGCUCCCAAAAUUAGUUGUUAAAAAGGAAGAGGUGGAAGACAAUAUGGAUAUUCAAGUGCCCGGAUCAGAAAUAGAAACGAAACAGCACAACGUAAAAGAUGUUUCUGAGACAUCCGCAGAUGUUGGAAAUGCCUUGAGUGAACUGAAAAAUCAGCUGCAAUUGGUAAACAAAGAAAAAGAAACAUACCAAAACAUGUGUGAAGUAUUAACCAGUCAAGUGGAAACACUGGAAGAGAGGAUAUUAGAAAUGAGUAACAAGUAUGUGAAAAAAGAAAUGUGCCAUCAGUCAACUGAGACAAUUUCUUCAUUUGUAGAAGAAAAGGUUCAUGAGAGAAGUUUGGCAGAAGUGACCAUUCUCUAUGAACAGGCCUUAGAAGAAAUAGCAAAACUAAAGGAACAAUGCAGUACUCUGCAGAGCUUAAAAACUGAAUGCACCAAGUGUGCUGAUGGUGAAAAUAAGAGUGAGGUAGAUGAAAUUGCUGUGCAGCUGGAUGAUGUUUUCAGGCAACUGGACAAAUGCAGCAUUGAGAGAGAUGGAUAUAAAAGUGAGAUUGAACUACUAGAAGUGGAAAAAACUCAACUUGCCUGUCAAUGUGAAGAACUCAAAGCAGAAGUUGCACAGUUAAAAGCUUCAAUUCCACAAGCGGUAGCACACGCAAAUGAUUCUACAACCAGUAAUAUAGAAGACUCAGUAAAUUUUUCUGAUGGAGAAAGCCUGAAACUACGCUCCCUUCGAGUGAAUGUUGGACAACUUUUGGCUACAAUCAUGCCUGAUCUAGACUUACAGCAAGUAAAUUAUGAUAUUGAUGUAGUAGAUGAAAUUUUAGGACAAGUUGUGGAACAAAUGCAUGAAAUUAGUAGUACUUAAUCCUUUAAGAUAUUAGCAGACUCCUACUUGAUUUUCCAUUAUAACCUUAGUGUAGAUUCCAAAUUGUAAAUAUUGCCUCUUCACUUUAUAUAUUUGACACCACUUGAUCAGUAAGUGUAUAUAUUAUAUAUGUUUAGAUGUUUCCACAGAUGCAGUGGGUGUUAUCUUAACUUCCUCUUAAAGGAACACUGUUAAUAUUGACUAACCCCUGAUGUACUUAAUUAAGGCUUUUGCUUUUAAAAAUGUAUUUGUAAUUAAAUUUGCAAAUAUUUUUAUUAUUAGGAAUCUUAAUACUUUUCUACAGAAGCUUUUUGGUUGACUUUUGAUCUUAUAUAAGCAUUAAUACUUUCAAUUAUUUCCUCCUCCAAAAUCUAAGCAGUGGGAUAUGUUUAAAAAAAAAAAAAAAACUUCCUUGAUUUCCUUCUCAGAACAAACCUCAAUAGUGUUAUCGUAAACUACAAUAUUGUUUCCUUCCAAUGUUGUUGUAUGUUGCAUUAAUGGGAUAGAAAUAUAACUAGUAGAUGAAAACUUUGGCCAUAUUUGUAAUAUUGUAUUGUACUACCAAAAAAAGAAAAAUUCUUUAAGGGCUUUAUCCUGAGAAUUGGUGAUCUCCUUUAGAGUUUUUGGAAGUCACAGAUGUUUGUUUUCACACAAGAGCAUUAUUUGUGCAUAGUUUUACAGCAUAAACAAAUUCAUGGAAUGUGCCUAGGAUAUUUCAGCCUCUUCAGUGUUGGGAACCACAUGUCUGUUUGUCCUGCCCUUGCUGCUUGGUUGUUGUUUUCUUAGGUCUAAGUACCUGCAUUUGUAUAAGUGCAGUCAGAACAAUGUCCAGUUCUACCCUGUAAUUCUCGUUUGAACGCAGCAUUGCUCGUUCGUGAGUCCAAGUACGUACCUGUACAUGGGCUCAAUGGUCUGUUUCCACAUGCUGUCUUAUGGGCUGUUCCCUGCUUUCUUCCAAGGCAAUGGCAGCUGGUGAAAUGGAAGUAUUCCUGGUGGCCCAUUGGAGAGAACAUGUUGGGGUGACAUAUCCAAAGCUAGGUAGGAUUCCUGGGGGACCUCUGUUCUGCCUUGAAACACCACUUCUCGAGACCUAAAGCCCUUUUUUCAGGAAAGCCUCGUGCUGAACACAGUUGACAUAGAGGUUCUGUCAUGUGUACAAAUGCGUAGGAGGGAUUUGUUAUGUUCUCCAAAAACAAAUUGCUGCAGUAUUAAAUGCAGUUUGGGGUCUUUCAGGCUGAGAUGAGAUGGUGCUGAAGUUGGUCUCAGAAACUGACCUUCCCAUCAGAAUGCACCAUGCUGCAUAUGAAUGUCUGAGAUUACCAAAUUCUGGAUUAAUUACUUGAGACUUUUUGAAGUAUUUUGAAAAGGAGGCAUGUUUUCUUAUCUGUGGUGUUAAUGACUAAGGAGUGAGCUAAAGCUGAAAAUGUUCAAAUACAACUUGUUUAUGCUGUCUUAAAAUUUAGACAUCUUUUAUUAUAGGCAAAAUAGAUGAGUCUAUUUUUCCAUUGUUUUCCAAUCACUUUCACUGCAAUUUUUAAGCCACUAGUUGUAUGCUCUAAUGCUUGUGCAAAAACUUUUUGGAAGAAAUGGCACAGAGAGAAAAUGUUAAAAUGGUGGCAGUAUUCUCCUCAGCCAGUUGCAUGUUUUUCCUCAGCAGGAAUGAGAAGAGGGAGGGCAAAGACAGCAGAUCCACCUUUUAUCUGUGAUGGUAUUCGCAAACAGUGAUCAAGAAACAUGACAAGUGGUUCUUGUUUUUUAAAAACUUUUUUUUAAAUCAUGAAACAACCUUCAAUGAAUGUGUUCAUUCCUGGGAAGCUUCUUUUUUAUAUAUAUAAAAUAUAUAUAUAUAUGUGUGUGUGUAUGUGUGUGUGUAUAAUAUAUAUAUAUAUAUAUAUAAUGUGUGUGUAUAUAUAUAUAUAUAUAUAUAUAAAAAAAAGGCAACAUUCUGGGCUUUUGCACUGUUACUCUCCUGAUUUAAUUAGAUUGUGUUCCUUUUAGUUGUAUUUCAUUCAGUUUCUUUCAGUGGAGACUAUUUCAAUUUUAAGAUUCUAUCUAUUCUAAUAUUAUGCCAAUAAGGAUAAUACAAUACUGUUGUACUUUAUAAUGGCUAAAUUGAAUGUUUGAUUUUGAAGAGGUGGCUGUAAUAUAACUGUUUGUAUGAUUUUUAAAAAGUUUAUAUUUUCCAUUUAUUGGUGUGUAGUUUUUCAAUUUAAUAUUAUUUAUUAUGUUUCAUCAGAUUCUGUAGUUGAAUUUAUUAUAGAUGACUGGCAAAGUAUAGCAUAUGUCUAUAUUGAAAAUGGAAAAUUUACACUGUACAUUUACACUUUGAAGAACAGUGGACUAAUGGAAAUGGUUUUUAUUUACUUGUUAAAAUGUAUUUUUUGUAAAAAAAAAUAAAAAUUAUAUAAAUCUGAGUUUGCUGGAUCAAAACUUGUAUGUGAUCAAAUGCAAUGUUUUUGUUUCUAAAUAAAUGCUAUGCAGAA